This is a messenger RNA of Cladophialophora immunda, 504 nucleotides long. RefSeq names its product cytidine deaminase. The transcript has 2 exons. The coding region runs from base 1 to 504 and encodes 167 amino acids. Gene Ontology annotation, cellular component: cytosol. The record is from RefSeq and is a predicted model, not a curated record. Gene Ontology annotation, molecular function: zinc ion binding; cytidine deaminase activity. NCBI's taxonomy places the organism in Eukaryota, Fungi, Ascomycota, Eurotiomycetes, Chaetothyriales, Herpotrichiellaceae.
AUGGCGAAUAGAGCUCUAGCGCCCUUAUCGGACGCUGAAUUGACCAAGCUGGCCACCCUGGCAAUUGAGGCAAAGGCUAAAGCAUACUGUCCUUACUCUAACUUCCGCGUCGGCGCCUCCGUCCUCCUCUCAGAUGGGACAUUCCACACCGGCGCCAAUGUCGAAGUCGCCUCGACCCCUGUGGGCAUCUGCGCGGAGCGGUGCGCCAUCGCCCCGCUCGUGGCCUCCAUGCCUCGACCAGAGAUGCCCGUCAUCCGAGCCAUUGGCGUGGCUACGGAUAUUUUCCCGCCAGCUUCCCCCUGCGGGAUGUGUCGCCAGUUUAUCAACGAGUUUGCCACUUCUCGGGACCUACCGAUAUAUAUGUAUGGGAAGGACGGGCUGGACGGGGAGGUCUUCCGAAUGACUAUUGGCGAGCUGUUGCCGAUGAGUUUUGGGCCGAAUGAUAUUGAGAGAAACCCGGGAAAGAAGGAAGUGGUAGGUUUAGGGAAGAUGGUCGAAGGGUAG